AUGGUUUUGGCGUCUCUUCGUGUGCUCGUCUGCGGGACGGACGUUCAACUUGUUGAAAACGCGUUCGGCACUUCAGUGGAAAACGCCAACCACGCGUGGAACCGGCGGUACAGCAUCUCCUGCACGUCCGCGUCAGGGGUCGACCAUGUGGACACUCGCCUGUUGUCCAUGUGCCAUUUGGUGGUGCUCACGCGGGGCGCCACCUCACCGCCGACGGCCUUAUCGUACUCGAGCAAACCUACCGUUUCGCUUGACGGCGCUCCAGAGGCUGCGCUCCGCAUUGUGAAGGAUUGUGACUUCUAUUACGGCAUGUACUCGACAUCAGAUUUGCGCUCCGUCAUCGUCAAUAUUGGUCUCGCUCCACCGCACGUUAUAUGGGAUACGACCUUCCACUCCCUGACACACACCGGCCUUUUAGCCCUCCGUCGCGCCUUUUGGCUCCUUGACAAGGAUGGUGACGGUGUGCUGAAUGAAGAGGAGCUCCUUACAUGGCAGCGAUCUGUCACCUCGGCUUCAUUUUCGACAGCCGACCUUUCUGAGAUGUUGGCCAGCGAAUCUUUAGAGGCGGCACCCAUGCGUGUUGACUGUGAACGCUUCAUGAUCAUUCAAGAGGAGCACCUGCGGAAGGGUGAUGCUGUGCGGGUGUGGGCAACGCUCUUCAUCACUGGAUUGCACCCCGAUGGGCUCCCCUACUCAUGGCAGGAUCUGCAUGCAAUUCGUGUAAGCAAGGUGAGAAACACCUAUCUUUCCCACACUGCCAUUCAGUUUUUCCGAAACCUCUACAGGCUACACCGGUUUCAAGACCUUGAUGACAUGUGGGAUGUUACUCCUGGGUGCCCAUGGAAGCACAUCAACGGCUUCCUUGUGGCUCGGAUACCACUGGACAAGUUCAUCGAAUACUGGAAGUACAUGGCCUUGGUGAAACGGGACAUUGUUGUGCAGUAUGCACGGUACUGGGGGUACAAGGGGGAUACCAGUCUGCUCUUUAUGCUGCGGAAUGCGCGGCCCUACCGUGAGGUGGGUGAAACGGUCCCCAACACGAUCCAGGUACUCGUCCUUGGUGCCCCUGGGUGUGGGCGAAGAAGCCUGAUGUUUACCUUGACUGCGGGGGAUGAGGAAUUUCGCGAAGAGGGGAGAGCGUCACAUGAGACGUAUGUCCGGACUACGACUUUCUUUGUGAGGAAUGGCGAGGAGGAGGUUCCACAGACGGUAGUGUACGCUACGGUGCCCAUUGAGAGCGUAGCGGAAGUGCUUGGGAACGAGGCUCUUGAGAAGCAGGUGGAUGUCGUGCUGUUGUGCUACGAUGGAACCCGUGUGGCAGAGACGACGCCGCCCAUCAUGCACGCAUAUCGUGAGUCAACAUCAUCACCGCUGCGAUGCCGCAAGUUACCUUUUAUUGUUGUCAUGACAAAGGCUGAAUCCCCCGCGACGACUGACACCUCUGCGGAAGCCAGUCGUCUGAUGGAGCAGUUCUGCCGGCAGCACCAACUGUUGUGGCCCCCAGUAGUGACAAGCGUGGAGAACCCCGAGGACUCGGAGGUCGUCACACUCAAUGAGUACAUGCAUGCUGUGGCAAAGGAACCAGAUAUCGCCGUUGGCAAUCCACCCGUCACGACCGUGCGCAUGAUCAGGCGCGCAGCGAUUGUGGCGAUGGUUGGCAUCGUGGUGGGAGGUGUAGUCCGAUUUGUUGUGCGGCGUGCCCGCAGGACAGCUCGAUAG
Molecule: messenger RNA, 1719 nt
Organism: Trypanosoma grayi
Lineage: Eukaryota; Euglenozoa; Kinetoplastea; Trypanosomatida; Trypanosomatidae
Product: Ras like protein family, member T1
Exons: 1
Coding region: 1-1719 (572 amino acids)
Molecular function (GO): calcium ion binding
Source: RefSeq, a predicted model, not a curated record